Molecule: messenger RNA, 1622 nt
Organism: Cryptotermes secundus
Lineage: Eukaryota; Metazoa; Arthropoda; Insecta; Blattodea; Kalotermitidae
Product: mucin-5AC-like
Exons: 7
Coding region: 93-1622 (509 amino acids)
Cellular component (GO): membrane
Source: RefSeq, a predicted model, not a curated record
GUGGUGAUGGCGCGCUGAUCGCUGGCGGUCAGUAGCUCCUCGCACCUGGCGCUGUGCAGCCGCCUCUGCUCGACUCGGACUCAGUGUGAGCAAUGCGUGGGUUGGCCCUCCUGCUGGGUGUGCUUUGGGCGUGUGGCUCCUCGGCAGAGUCUAGGGGCCAGCUGCUUCGGACCGCGGUUCAAGCCCCACUCGUCCAGUACAACUUCAUCUUCGGGAACCAGGAAGGCAUAGCUCCAGAUAGUGAACGGGUCGACUCGGAAACAGAAGCAAGCGACAACCAGGUAGAUGAAGUCACAACCGUUGACGGCACUGAGGAGACGGCUGCAGCCGGAGGAGAUGUAACUGAAGGAAGAAGAGUUAACGGUGGAGGAGGGAGUGGUGCAGGAGACCGAGCUGAUGGCGCUGGUGGUGUUAGUGGAGGGGAAGAGGAUGGUGGCGGCCCUGUGGGAGAGGGCGGAGGUGUUAGUGACGGGGGAGGAGGUGUUGAUGGCAGUGGAGGCGGUGAUGUUGGGGAAAGGGUUGGUGGUGGUGAGUGGUCAGGUGAAGAAGGAAAUAUUAAGCCUGGUUCAACAGAACAGGAUACGACUCAGACUCCUUAUACAGUACCCAGCACCAGCACAUACAUAACAUCAACCACAACGCCUAAGCCAAUUUCCAUCACCACUGAACCAUUUACCACCACCACCACCACCACCACCACUGAACCAUCUACCACUACCACCACCACGACCACUGAACCAUCUACCACCACCAUCACCACCACUACCACUGAACCAUCUACCACCACCACCAUAUCACCCACCACCACUACUAAAAUACCCACUACCACUAAAUCACCCCCCGUUACGUCAGAGCCACCAACCACCACCACUGAACAACUCCCCACCACCACCACUAAACCACUCCCAACCACCACUCAACCACUCCCCACGACCAUUAAACCACUCCCUACCUCCACUAAACCACCUCCAACCACUCCUAAACCACACUCUACCACGCAGAUACCGAAGAAAACUACAACGAUCCCAGGGACACCAGGAACACGUGACGUUAACCUGUCUUGCGACUUCGGGAUGUACCCCAACACGAACACCUGUGAGUGGGUUUCCAGCGAAGGCACAGCCCUGACCUGGCAGACAGGAACCGGGCAGACGUUCAACUGGCUGGGAGGCCCGACCCACGACUUCAGCUCUGACAUCAACGGAGGCUACACGUUUGUGGAGACGUCGCAGUUCCCACUCCAACAAGGCCGAAACACCUACCCAGGGGCCAUUUUGCAGAGCCCACUCCUUCACAGUACCGGGCCUCAAGGGUCCUGCAUAACUUUCGCAUACAUGAUGGAUGGUCUUAGCCCUGCGCAGCUGCGCGUAAUUCUCCAGAUUGAAAGUCCUGAAGAGUCUGCCCGCCUCAACAUGAGCAGCGGUAAUAUUUUAUGGCAGGCCGAGUAUCAUACCCAGGGAGAAUGGGUGCCCACGCAAUUCCUCUACACAUGCGAGGUUCCUCACAAGAUCAUGUUCCAAGGCAUUCCCGUGGAUUUGAGUGAUCCUUCUCGUCUGUAUCGCGGUUUUAUCGCAGUGGGCAAAAUCCAACACAGCUCUGGAAGCUACUGCAGGGGAUUUUAA